Molecule: messenger RNA, 444 nt
Organism: Verticillium dahliae VdLs.17
Lineage: Eukaryota; Fungi; Ascomycota; Sordariomycetes; Glomerellales; Plectosphaerellaceae
Exons: 2
Coding region: 1-444 (147 amino acids)
Source: RefSeq, a predicted model, not a curated record
AUGGCGCCGGCGCCCCUCAUCAGGCUUGUCUCUGGCUAUGCCAAAAUAAACACUCUCCUCCGGCGCUACCAGAUGGACCAGCGUGCUCUUGUAGCUUGCCGAAGUCAUUUACAGAUUCAAGGCAACAUUCGGUUCAUUCGAGGCUCACUCACAUGCCUGUUCCAGGUCCAGCUAGACGGCCAGGCAUCCCCUGCCAGCCAUGUGCCGAGGGUACCAUCCAUGUUCGCCGAGCUAACUAGCAACGAAGCGUUCUGGAUGAGUCGUGCGCCUUGGCCCGGACUGUCGAUCCAAACUAUCGAGACUGUCGCCCAUUGUCAAGGCUCUCAUGGUCCUUCUUGUUACGGCUCUGUGCCCGGCUCCGCUGGGCCGGUCAUGGUCACCAUGCCCAUCUCGCGCCGAUCAGGGAAUCACGUCGUGACGUCCUCGGUUGCGUGCUACGUCUAA